UGAUUGACUGCAUUCAACCGCAUCUUUAGAGACCGAUUGACUGCAUCUUUUGUAUUAGUUCAAGAUCGGCUGCUUUACACCACAAAACCGACUGACAAUAUUUUAUAAUUAUUUAUACUGACAAUUUUGUGUUUUACCUUUAUGUUCUAAAUCAGUACAAAAUUAUGAUUUGCUUUUUCAAAUAAAUUUUCAAUGUAGAAAAACAAUUUAUAUACUACUAUUUUCUGAUUAACAUUUAUGAAAGUUAAUAAAUGUUCUUUUUCUCAAAAUCGAUAAAUUGCGUUCAAUUGAAGAAUAAAAAUGUAAAAAGUAAUUUGGUGGUUCCGGCCGGGAUCGAACUGGCGACCUUCUGCGUGUAAAGCAGACGUGAUAACCGCUACACCACGGAACCUUGUUAUGUCGCACCAGAUGUUUUGAAUUUAACGUUUAUCUAGUACACGUGUGUUUGUCGAGUUGCUCGUUAGUAAAUUAUUACAUGCUUUAACAAACAGUGGUGGAAAUCCAAUACAAUUCUAAUUAGAAUAAUCUUGCUUUCGUUUCGGUAUAUUUGAGUAUUUAUCAUGGGGAAGAGAUAUUAUUGUGCUUAUUGUGACAGAUCCUUCAAAGAUGAUCCGGAGGCUAGGAAGAAGCAUCUUUCUAGUUUACAACAUGCCAAAAAUCGUGCAGACCAUUACAAUAUGUACAAAGAUCCAGAAGUUAUAUUAAGAGAAGAGUCCACAAAAACGCCAUGUAAGCGUUAUUUAACUAUUGGUGACUGUGCAUUUGGUCUUGGAUGCAGAUACUCUCAUUAUACCCCUCCAAUGAUAUGGGAGCUUCAACGACUUGUUGCCAUUAAAUAUCAAUCAAAGUUGAAUGUUGUACCUGAAAAUGGAUGGCCAAAUCCUGAUGAUAUUAUCCAAGAAUAUUUUCAAGAUACCAUGAAUUCAAAUAAUACAGAGGAAAUUAAUUAUCCAAUGUGGUAUAGACCAUUAGAAUUACAUGACUAUUCUAUGCUACCACCAUCAUUAUGGCCUAUCACACCAGAAAGCUUGGCAGAUACCUCAACUUUCAAGGAAUGGGGUUAAAAAUAAGAUACACCAUCUCCCGGGUCGGGUAUGAAUCAGACUCGGCCGCACUCGGUGCUAGUCGGUAAGGUUCGUGACUGCCAUCUGUCCC
Messenger RNA from Megachile rotundata (alfalfa leafcutting bee), 1155 nucleotides. Its product is annotated as zinc finger matrin-type protein 5. Lineage: Eukaryota; Metazoa; Arthropoda; Insecta; Hymenoptera; Megachilidae. Gene Ontology annotation, cellular component: U12-type spliceosomal complex; nucleus. Gene Ontology annotation, molecular function: nucleic acid binding; zinc ion binding. The record is from RefSeq and is a predicted model, not a curated record.